ACAAUGGAGGCUUGCAUGCCACAUUGUCACACCACUUGUUGUUACUAUCCCUUGGACCUCUUCUCCACCUUUCACCAUCCAAAGCAUAUUGAUAUUUCUGAGCAAGACAGCUAAUUCGGAUGUAUAUUUGUGGACUAUCCUUGUUAUCGUUUAACGAGAAGGUAAGAUAGAGACCAAUACUCUGCAGCCUCAGAACUAGAGAAGGAAGACAAUCUCCUGAAGGAAUCAAGAAAUUCCGGCAAGUUGGACUUUCGAAGAUGGAUUUUUAAACUACGGAGUCUUUUUCGGGUUCUAUCUCAGUCGAUCUAGCUGCUUUAUGCCCUUAUCGUCUUCAUCGCACGAUUUCCGCUUGAUCUUCAGAUUCAGAAGCUCCGGCUAACUCAGCGUUGGUCCUUGGUUUUGUUUUCAGUUCUUCAGGGACGAAAGGCUGUGACAGAAAUCAACAAGGAGUUGAUUGAUAAAAACAAAACUAUGAGGACUUAAUUACAAAUUCCAUGAAAGUAUGAGGACGUGUAAAUAUCUACAUGGCAGUGAGGAUACUACACUUCAGCACCAGGCAUUGUUCUAUUAGCGUGCCUUCGCCGCGAUUCCCUACUCGUUUAUCUCAUCGAUCCAUUCCUUUUAAACGCGUCUCUUCGCUCUCUAAAAGAUUUCGGGUAGUUUUAGCAAUGGAUGGUGCAAAAGCUGAUGCACCUAAGGAAACGCCACUGGGUUUGGAUAAUAUGACUGAGGAAGAAUAUGCUUAUCAGUCUAAGUUACUUCUGGAAUUCAAUAGCAUCUCCAAUAUUGACAACGCAUGGAUUUUUAAUUCUGACAGUGCACUGCCCGCUCAGGGAAUGUUUUGUAUUAGCCAACCAAAUCUUCUGGCAAACAAGAGAAAGAAGUUCAUACUAUCCUCUACAAUAUCUAAAGGAAGUAACAGCUCUGUAGAAUUUCAUUGGGCUCCAUUUCCCAUAGAGAUGUCUGGAGCAUCUAAAGUUGUUCCAUCACCUUCUGGCUCAAGACUUCUGGUAGUUCGAAAUCCUGAGAAUGAAGGUUCUUCUCACCUUGAAAUAUGGAAUUCAUCUCACUUGGAAAAGGAAUUCCAUAUCCCCCAGUCAGUGCAUGGCUCAGUAUAUACUGAUGGAUGGUUUGAGGGAAUCUCUUGGAACUUGGAUGAAACUUGUAUAGCAUAUGUAGCUGAAGAGCCGUCCCCUGCAAAGCCUGCUUUCAACGAUCAGGGCUACAAGAAAGGUGGUUUGACAGACAAGGAUAGCGGGAGCUGGAAAGGUCAAGGGGCUUGGGAGGAGAACUGGGGAGAAACAUAUUCAGGAAAGAGGCAACCUGCGCUUUUUGUUAUAAGCAUCAAAAGUGGAGAGGUACAAUCUGUCAAAGGAAUUGACAAAUCUUUAAGUGUUGGACAAGUUGUGUGGGCUCCAUCAGCACAAUAUUUAGUAUUUGUCGGAUGGUCAUUUGAGACAAGAAAACUUGGUAUGAAGUACUGUUAUAAUAGACCUUGUGCAUUAUAUGCUGUUAGAGCCCCCGACCAUGAUUCAAAUGCUAAUGAAACAGAGAUUCAGUCAACUGAAGAUUUCCAGGCACUAAACCUAACCCGGACUAUAAAUAGUGCUUUCUCUCCACGAUUCAGCCCAGAUGGGAAGUUCCUUGUGUUUUUAUCUGCAAAAAGUUCAGUGGAUUCUGGAGCCCACUCUGCAACAAAUUCACUCCAUAGAAUUGAUUGGCCCUCUGAUGUGAAGCAGUACAAAUCUGUAAAAGUUUAUGAUGUGAUUCCUGUUGUGAUGUGUGCGGAGGAUGGUUGCUUCCCUGGGCUGUAUUGUUCAACUGUCCUUUCUAAUCCUUGGCUUUCUGAUGGGUGCACUAUGAUUUUACCGUCUGUUUGGUGUAGCUGUCAGGUUUUACUUUCAGUGAAUGUGUCGAGUGGAGAAGUAUCACGUAUCACCCCUGCUGACUCAGAUUUCUCAUGGAGUCUUCUUGCAUUGGAUGGGAACAAUAUUAUUUCUGUUUUGAGUAGCCCAGUAGAUGUUCCUGAAAUCAGCUAUGGCACCAUUAUUGAGAAGAAAAAUAAUGCUAAAGCAUGGAGUUGGUCAAAUGUACCAAGUCCCAUAUUCAGAUGCUCUGACAAGGUGAGAUCCUUGCUGUCCUCUCUUCAGUUCAGUGUAAUGAAAAUCCCCGUGAAAGUUGCUUCUGACAACCUAACCAAAGGUGCUAGGAAGCCUAUUGAAGCUAUAUUUGUGUCAUCAAAAACCAAGAAAAAUGAUGCAUGUGAUCCCCUAAUUGCAAUCCUUCAUGGGGGGCCGCACGCUGUCUCAGUUUCAAGUUUUUCAAAGUCACUGGCUUUCUUAUCUUCUCUUGCUUAUAGUUUGUUGAUUGUAAAUUACAGAGGUUCGAUAGGAUUUGGUGAGGAAGCAUUACAAUCUCUUCCUGGAAAAGCUGGUUCUCAGGAUGUUGAAGAUGUUAUCACUGCCGUAGAUCAUGUCAUUAGCUUAGGACUUGCCAGUCCAUCAAAGAUUGCAGUGCUGGGUGGUUCGCAUGGUGGCUUUCUGACAACCCACCUAAUUGGCCAGGCACCAGAGAAGUUUGUUGCGGCAGCUGUGAGAAACCCUGUUUGUAACCUUUCAUUGAUGGUUGGUAUAACUGAUAUCCCUGACUGGUGCUAUGUGGAGUCCUAUGGAAUAGCUGGCAUAGGUAAGUAUACAGAAGCACCUUCAGAAGAGGAUCUCACUCUUUUUUACAGCAAGUCUCCAAUUUCACAUCUCUCGAAGGUAAAAACACCAACGCUUUUCCUAUUCGGUGCACAAGAUCUUCGUGUUCCGAUUUCUAAUGGAUUGCAAUAUGCGAGGGCCCUAAAGGCCAAAGGAGUUGACACCAAAAUAAUAGUGUUUCCCAAUGAUGUUCAUGCAAUUGACAGGCCACAAUCUGACUUUGAAAGCUUCAUUAAUAUUGGUGUAUGGUUCAAGAAGUAUUGUAAAUGAGCAGGCAUUUUCUAAAUGCCUUCUGAAUUUGGCUAUUGUUUUACUUGAUCUUGCCUUAGGAAUAUUGCGAUACAAACUCUAUAUCAACUUUUUCCUCAACUGUUAUUUUCCCCCUUCAAUUCUUUCCCCUUUUCUGUGACAUCAUAGUCUGGGAUAUGAAUGGAUCAUAAUAUUUGUCAUUAUUCUCGAGGUAUUAAAACCUGCGUUAUGCCAGCCGAUGGUGAGAUUUUUUA
Messenger RNA from Neltuma alba, 3205 nucleotides. RefSeq names its product acylamino-acid-releasing enzyme. The transcript is spliced from 18 exons. Gene Ontology annotation, biological process: proteolysis. The coding region runs from base 525 to 2972 and encodes 815 amino acids. Gene Ontology annotation, molecular function: serine-type endopeptidase activity; protein binding. NCBI's taxonomy places the organism in Eukaryota, Viridiplantae, Streptophyta, Magnoliopsida, Fabales, Fabaceae. The record is from RefSeq and is a predicted model, not a curated record.